AUGGAGUGCUUCUACCUCCUCAAUGACACAGGCGACAUCCUCAUGGAGCAUCCCUUUCGCAACCGACCCACGCGCCAAGCAGCAGAGUACUUUGCCAAAGACCGCACACAACGACGUCAUCCACGUCCAAGCAUCAUCGACGCACCGGGCGGUACACUCCAAAUACACCAUCUCAGUCAUGGUUCACUAUGCUUGCUAUGUACAACGAGUCGCGAAGUCGAAGCAGCGGGUGUUUUGGGGAUUUUACAACGGAUACUGCUCGUCUUGCAAGACUAUUUACUUGGCGGCACGCUCUCAAGCGGUUCAUCCACCACUCCGCAGCUACUCACGCCUGAUCUUGUAACAGCGAAUCUAGAUACGGUUCUUGCGUUGCUGUGCGAAAUGGUCGAUCACGGACAGGUCCUAACGACCGAACCGAAUGCAUUGCAUGAAGUGGUGCUGCCACCGAGUCUGCUCACGCGCCUCAUGAGCGCGACGGGCUUGCAAUCUCGCGGAGAGCAAAAUGCAUCCAGUAAAGCGAUGGGUACACCACAAGCGCCUUGGCGACGCGGCAAGGCCAAGUAUACGAGUAAUGAGAUUUUCGUUGAUGUUGUUGAGCACGUCACUGGUAUCAUUGAUGCACAGGGCAAGACGAUCACCAGCGACGUACAUUGCGCAGUACAUUGUGAGACUAAAUUGUCUGGCAUACCUGAUGUCAUGCUGCAAAUGAAGCCUGCAAAUGCCAUGCAGCUGCCUACCUUUCAUCGUUGCGUCAGAGUCGAUCGCUUUCUUGAGCAACCAGGUAGUUUCUCAUUCAUUCCACCGGAUGGUUCUUCGCCGAUUCCAUUCUCAUUGCAAUUCACGAAAUCGCGUUCAGUGCUGGAUGGGUUUGAUGUCGUUGUCACUGUUCGAACGACAGCUGCUCAACUGCCUGCAGAUAUGGUUGUGCGGAUAUCACUGCCCUUAGCAUCAUGCAAGCAGGUCAGGCUUGCUGCAUCACAGGGAGACACAUCGCUUGUACGGCAAGAAGAGGAUGCUACCAUGACUGCCAUCUGGACACUCGGUCCGCUGAAAAAGACCUCCCCUCGAAUCACUCUAGCUGUCAGUAAUGUUGCUGUGGAAGAAGGGAAAGAAGCAAUCAGUCAGGCUGCUCAUGCACUUGUCUCGUGUUCCAUGACAGGCACGCCAUUGACGGGGAUUAAAGUGGAGAGUCUCAAGAUGGCGCGUGUUGGGGACUGGAAACCAUACAAGGGCGUCAACUCAUCCCCGCCGACGUCAUUCAGCCAAAAACCAAAACAUCAAGACACAAGACCUCGCACAAACGAAAGUCAACAGCUAGUGGUGCCAGGCAGGCCCAGGAAGAUGAGGGCCGCAGGAGUAGUGUUUGCCGCAUUCUGGAGCAGUACGCUUGCUCAUCAAGCACCUUUCCGUCAAACACCUGCAGAGAAUGCAGCAUUGCAUAACCACAAACAUGACACGUAUGCCGGAAAAGCAGUCGCGCAGGGGCUUCAACAUGUUGCUGGCCUAGCAGGUGGUGUAGCCGCUGCAGGUAUUGGUUCAGCAGCGACAAAAGCCGGGUCAGCAGCAAAAGAGGCUAUUCAAUCUGCUGUACGACAUCCAUCUGCUCCAACUGCUCCUCAACCAGAUAUCGAGCCUGCGCCAGCAAUCUCACAAAAAUCACUCGCAAGAAUCAGUGCAACGCUCUGGCGAACAAUCGGGCUCAUUGCCUUUUUGUUCCGCAUAUUCGUUGGCAAGCCAUUACUCAAGAUACUGGGCAUCCUGCAUGUGCUCUUCAGACCCGGAACUGUUCUCGUCCAGCUCACUUGGCGAAUCUUUAUCGGUGUCCCUUUCGCUAUGCUUCAGAAAUUCAGCGGAGUCUUGUACCUUGCCUGGCUCUUCCUCGGCUCAGCAGCCGUCUUGGGCUUGAUGGUAGGUUUGGGUCUCGCAGGCUCAUCACGUAUCGUACGCAAAAUCUUUCCAGAUGCCGUCAGACCAAGACAUAAACCAUCGAUUCGAGCAUCAUCAACGACCGAAUCUGUCAUGGACAAAGUGACUCGGCGGAGAUUGAGAGAGGAAGAGUUGUUGCGACGGACAAGCAGUACGCGGACGUCUGGCUAUACGAGCUAUGAUUCCGCUGCAUCGACGCCAGCAACAACACCACGCUUUGAGGCUGGUGGCUAUAGUCAUGGCAGCUACUUUGGCGGCCCUGGCCCGAACGCCAACUAUUCGAGAGGACACGGAAGAAGGCAGCACAGAGUCACUUGA
Molecule: messenger RNA, 2244 nt
Organism: Protomyces lactucae-debilis
Lineage: Eukaryota; Fungi; Ascomycota; Taphrinomycetes; Taphrinales; Protomycetaceae
Product: Mu homology domain-containing protein
Exons: 4
Coding region: 1-2244 (747 amino acids)
Biological process (GO): endocytosis
Cellular component (GO): cytoplasmic vesicle
Source: RefSeq, a predicted model, not a curated record